CCCCCUAGCUGCCAUUUUCUUUUCUCCCAGCCAUCUCCACUUCUUCUCCCCACGCCAUCCUCCUUCCUGCUCCUCACGCACACCAGUGGAGGGCCUCCCAUGGCGUCUCCUCCCCUUUCCUCAAGUCAGCCACCCUAGCUUCCACUCCUCUCGCCACCAGCCAUUUUCCAGCAGCCUCUCUUCUCCCACACGGCAGCAGCUUCUCCCUCACGCCAACAGCAGGGAGCAGGAGCUUUUCCUCCCAUGGCCGGCCUCCCUUCUCCCCCUCGGCUCCUUCCUCCAGGCCGAGCUCCUAUGUCAGGAACGGCUGAUCCACUUGACCGCUGCUCCAUUUUUCCCUCGCCUCUGCUCUCUCGGCUGCUGUCAGCCAUGGCGUGACGCCUCUGCUCCUUCUCUCUUCCCCACAAAACAACCAGCGCGCAGGAGCUUCUCCUUCAUGGACGCUGACCAGGCUGGUCCCUCGCCCCCUUCUCUCCCCUUGUCCGCGACCUUCUCUGCCCGCGCGCAAAGCCGCUGACCGGAGCGCGGCAUGGCAGCGCCGCCCUUUCGUGGAUGAAGCUAGUGCCCCUUUCAGCUUCUCCACUGCAGCAGGCCGGGCAUCCCCAUGCCUGCGCCUUCCCUCUCUUGCCGUGCCUUCCCCAUGGUCAGGAUCAGCGGCAGAAGUCGUGUGCUACCUGUUAGAUGAUAUGGGCAGCAACCACGCUUCGCAGCUCCUUGCAACAGCAAUCAAUCCCUGCCGCAUGCCACCUGCUCGAUAUAUUACGCAGCCACAUCGUCGUUGCCCUUUCUCGCAGCACGCCGUUGUUGGUUCUAGGUGCUGCUACCUACAUCCCUCGCACUCACCUUGCUCGACAAAAAUGCCUCCCCGUUCGUUGACCUCGGGUGGCUGCACACUUGUUGUCGCUGCCCCUUGUCCGUCAACGCGCAGCCCCUCUGUUUCCCCAUUGGCGCAGCAGCCCCGACGUCUCCGCGCUCUGUCGGCUCGCUGUUUUGUGAAGCCAGUGGACAGCACGCCGUCGACGCUCGCUGGGUGUUUGCUGUUUUUGCGCAGCCCCAUCCGCGACGUCGUCGAAACCCGUGGACCGAGAGAUGACGAUCGAGACAGUGAUGUGGUGCCACCCACAAGAUGCAGUCGGUGGACGACCCAAGAAAGGAUGGACAUAACCAGUGGAUGCUCGCCAAGCGAGUACCUCCCCCAGCAAACACUAUCUAAGUGUUAAAUUAAAGGCAAGCCCCGGUUUUAUGCAUAACCGUUAUAUAUGCUAUUUUACUGCACUUAAUGUUUGUAGUCUUGUACCGUGCACUUAAGUGUAGGAGUUGAAUGAAACCGUAGUUGCAUGAACUCAGGAUUCCCUUUGAGAUGGAUACUAGUAUGCUAGGUGGAGUAGCUGCUUUGCUAAUUAGGGAUCUCGGUAGAAGUCGAGUGAUUUUUCUAGCACUCGCGCGAGGUCAGGAAUUGGUUGUAUCCACUUUGAUAACAGAAUGGUGAUGGUCUGUGGACACGGGUCCAUGGGGACGCGUGGUCUACGAGAUGAAAUUGGAAUAAGGAUUAACGUGCGGAUACCUGUGUCAAGCGUUUGAACGUACUAAACACAUACCGAGAAAUAUGGUAAAUCGGUAAGCCUAGUACCUGAGUGAACCUGCCCGCAGAUUGCCCUCCUCACGCGACCUGAGACGUGGUCUCCCAUUCCGGUUAUGGUGGGUACAAGUGCGGUCACUGCACGACGGCAGUCGGGGUCAGUGAGGCAUUGUACGCCAAGGCGGUGAGCCCCUUUCUGUUGCCAGGGAAUCGAUGGGGACGGUUGAUGUGUGUGGGGACGGAGUGCCCCUGCAUGUCGUGUGUUUAGGUUUACCUUGCAAGGAUAAAAACUCGAUUCGAAUCGUCUGCUUCUCGCAGCUAAUGAGACUGCUUGAUCCUUUGUACUGCAUUGAGUAAUAAGUGGAAAUGAGGUGACUGGCAAAAGAUGUUGAUUGAUAAAAUGUUUGAUACCAUGUAUGCAUAGCUCACAUCUAGUUUAAAAAGGAUCAUACUAAAACUGGAAAAGCUAAAACUUGUUUUUAGACUCAGCUAGUGCUUUUGGCAAACCAAACCCCUCAGCCAAACAGCUGCAUGUCUAGAGGUAGAGGAGUAGACUCCUCACACCGGGUAAGUCUAGCUGAGUAUUAGUAUACUCAGCCUUGCUUGUGGCACAAAUUUUUGCAGGUACUCCUUAGGAUGAUUUGUUGAUGGUGUGACUGGGCCUUCAUCCCUGCCACCGGGAUAGAUGGUCGAGAGGGUUAUUGCUUCCGCAGGAGAGGACCAGGAGGAGUAGCGUGGCCAGGCUUCGCCAUGUUACUCGGUUUUCUCCGUUAGUUAUUUCCGCUGCAUUAAAAUUUAUGGUUAUUAUUUCUGAAACUCCGAUAAUAUAAUUACUAAUGAUACUUAUUAAAUUUGU
Zea mays is the source of this 2435-nucleotide messenger RNA. RefSeq lists its product as uncharacterized. Lineage: Eukaryota; Viridiplantae; Streptophyta; Magnoliopsida; Poales; Poaceae. Bases 687 to 1220 code for a protein of 177 amino acids. The transcript is spliced from 2 exons. The record is from RefSeq and is a predicted model, not a curated record.